GGAGGAGGAGGAGGAGGAGGAGGAGGACGCUGCGCAGCAACAGUCGGCGGAGGCAGCGGCGAGGAUCAGAAGCGUAGAGGAGGAAGAGUCCCCUCUGUCACCAUGGUCAAGAUCGCCUUCCAGUCGCCCUUCGCCCACAAGGACGAGACCAAGAAGGAGGCGGCGGAGGCGCUGGUGGCCGAGAAGGAUCCAGAAGUUGCGACACAUGGCCAUGAAAAUUCAUCUGGAAGGUGUCUUCUGACUCUCUUGGGUCUUGCAUUCAUCUUAGCAGGAGUGGUGGUUGGUGGAGCAUGCAUCUACAAGUACUUUAUGCCAAGGCACAAAGUGUUCCGUGGGCAGAUGUGUUACGUGGGAGAGGACAAUCCGGAUCACGCGGGAGAGCCAUACUUCCUGCCCAUUGCCGAAGAGGCCGACAUCCGCGAGGCUGAUAACAUCGCCAUCAUUGAUGUUCCUGUUCCAAAAUUCUCAGACAGUGAUCCUGCAGCUAUCGUUCAUGACUUUGACAGGCUCCUUACAGCCUACCUUGAUCUGCAGCUUGGCAACUGCUACGUGAUCCCUCUGAAUACAUCCAUUGUUAUGCCCCCACGGAAUCUGAUGGAUCUUUUUGCAAAACUAGCGACCGGUUCAUAUUUGCCUCAGACUUACCUUGUUCGUGAAGAAAUGGUUGUGACAGAAAAGAUCGACAAUGUUUCUGAUCUGGGCAUUUUCAUUUACCAACUCUGUGUAGGGAAGGAAACUUUCAGACUUCAGCGCAGAGAUAAGACAAAUGGCCUCCAAAAACGUUCAGCUGAGAAGUGCCAUUCAAUCCGGCACUUUGAGAACAUGUUUGUUGUUGAAACCAAGAUCUGCCUGCAAUGAAAAGUACAGGGUGGAAAGUGACAAUCACGCAUCUUCAUUAAGAAGUCCAAGCUUUACAUCUUAAAACUUCAGAAUUAAAAAUGUGCAGUGAUAAUCAAAAGCCUUAUGCUUUUUUGUGAAUUGCUUAGAUUAAAAAACAAAGGGCAAACUCCAAAUUCACCCUAGGUUCCCUGGUGCUGCUACAUUUUCCAGAUUCUUAGUGUGAAUGGAAACUAGCACUUAAACCGAUACCUAUUACUCACCUGAAUGUCUGUUUCAGACCUUUUUUUAAACAAGGAGAAGUACAAGAACCCAGAUCCUGCAUAGUAGUGUUAUCGCCACCUUGACUCCUCACAUUAAGACAAAAGUGACUAAACUCUGGUUUGCACAUUUUUGCUUAGAUUUGUAAAAUUGUUCUGCACUUGGUUCUCCUAUAGAAAGCAACACUCAUCAUGACUUCUAAGGUUUAUUUGAACUUUAUGUGUGUAGCAUGUAAACUUUAACCUUGGUAAUCAUAAGCAGCUAAUACUGCUUCCCCCCCCCCCCCCCCCCAUUUUGUGCAAUUACUGUAUUGAACUUGUAUGUAUAUUUGGAACCUUCCCUCGGCUGACCUUGCUACUUACUUUUCUCUCUUUUUGUUUUUGUGAUAUUUAGUUGUAUAUCCAAGCACAGUUCCUACUUAAGCUUUUAUGUUAGUAUUUUGACGCUGAAUUAGUUUCAGCAUCUUAAUUAUGAUGAGCUUAUGUAAUUACAACUUGAUUUGGCCAACCGUCAAUGUUUCUGUAGCUGUAAAUUCCCUCCUGGCCUAUCUUACGAAACCUUUAGAGCAGAACUUCUUAUCAGCAAAGUAGCACUAGUAAGCAAUCAAAAAGUAUUGGCUGAGCGCAUACGACUGUGGAACAAGACGGUAAAGCGAUUGCUGGUGAGUUGCUAAUUUCAGUGUUUUAUAAGGGACUUUAUAUUUCACACAAUCCUGCAACCCUCUAAUAAAUGUUUCUCUAAGAC
Molecule: messenger RNA, 1842 nt
Organism: Sceloporus undulatus (fence lizard)
Lineage: Eukaryota; Metazoa; Chordata; Lepidosauria; Squamata; Phrynosomatidae
Gene: ITM2A
Product: integral membrane protein 2A
Exons: 6
Coding region: 103-858 (251 amino acids)
Biological process (GO): negative regulation of amyloid precursor protein biosynthetic process
Cellular component (GO): extracellular exosome; Golgi apparatus; plasma membrane
Molecular function (GO): amyloid-beta binding
Source: RefSeq, a predicted model, not a curated record